UUUGGAGGGAACAUUAUAUCGGUGGGAACAGAAGCCACUUCCGUUCUCGUCGGUGGGCUGCUAUAGUUCUGUUUUAUGGAGUUUGAAAUAGUAUAAUAAUACAUAUUGUGACGUUUAGAAAUAGCUCGGGUUGUGUCGAAGGGGUUUGAAAUCAAUAGAGUGAUAUUUACCUGCGGCGGAGGCUUCAUGCUGUCUUCCUUUGCCGGAUUUAUUAUGGUUUAAACAGGAGCGGUUUUUCGAGAGACAGUGGGUGAUAGAAACCCGAGCGGCAAUGCUGACGCUGGCGAGCAAGCUGAAACGGGACGAUGCAGUAAAGAGUGGCCACAGCAACAGUGCCGUCACAGACUCUGCGCGAAGGGUGUCUAUACGAGACAGGCUGCUGGUGAAAGAAGUUGCAGAACUAGAAGCAAAUCUUCCAAAUACGUGUAAAGUGAAUUUCCCUGAUGUAAACAAGCUCCACCACUUUCAGCUAGAUGUCACUCCAGAUGAGGGCUAUUAUCAGAGUGGAAAGUUCCAGUUCGAAGUAGAAGUCCCUGAAGCUUAUAAUAUGGCGCCUCCUAAGGUGAAGUGUUUGACUAGAAUAUGGCACCCAAACAUCACAGAGACAGGCGAAAUCUGUUUAAGUUUACUCAGAGAACAUUCAAUUGACUGUACAGGCUGGGCUCCAACAAGAACACUAAAGGACGUUGUGUGGGGACUGAAUUCAUUAUUUACUGAUCUGUUGAAUUUUGAUGACCCCCUGAAUAUUGAAGCAGCAGAGCACCACCUUCGUGACAAGGAUGAUUUCCGGUGUAAAGUUCAAGAUUUUAUCAAGCAAUAUGCCAGAUGAUGAUGAUGAUGAUGAUGACGGCAGCAGCCCAGCCUUCCUGAGACUGUGGAUUACACUCUGUGCUGCUGAGACUUGUGUCAGAUAUAAAGGAAUUGAAGAAAAAAAAAAAAAAUAUAUAUAUAUAUAUAUAUAUAUAUAUAUAUAUAAUAAAAUUUACAUUAAGAAAAUAAAUAAUACUUUAAACAAAAUAAAUAAAUAAAAGAACUCCACUGGAUUGUACGAAUAGUCCUGUAUCAGUAUUCAACUGAUGAUACGAAGUGAAAAGAGGGGGUCAGCAUUAAUACAGAGAGGGUAACUACAAGUUUGCUUUAUUUAAAAGAAGGGUAGACCCACCGCACUCUCUCUUCGAAUACCUUGUCAGCAAUACCCGUGCCAGACGCCUUCGUUUAACAACCCCACCCCCACAAAUAACAAUGCUGCAAGAGAACAAUCUCCUCAUCACUUUAUUUUUAAAAACUGUUUCCACAUGCGCAGCAACAGCAAAACCAUAAAGCAAUCUAAUCGUACCUGCUUUUUGAAGUAUUAAUAGCGGGUUGAUAACGGGGGGAAGAUCUUUGUUUUGUUUUAGAAUUAUCUGUUACACAUUAAAUCUUUGUUUUAAAGCGCUUUCAA
Messenger RNA from Acipenser ruthenus (sterlet), 1441 nucleotides. Its product is annotated as NEDD8-conjugating enzyme UBE2F-like. NCBI's taxonomy places the organism in Eukaryota, Metazoa, Chordata, Actinopteri, Acipenseriformes, Acipenseridae. Bases 272 to 829 code for a protein of 185 amino acids. Gene Ontology annotation, biological process: protein neddylation. The transcript has 10 exons. The record is from RefSeq and is a predicted model, not a curated record. Gene Ontology annotation, molecular function: NEDD8 transferase activity. Gene Ontology annotation, cellular component: nucleus.